UUCAAUGGCUUCUGCUUCAAACGCCAUUGAAGUCCCUGUGUUUAUCGACACGAGCUUAGGAACCCACAUUGCGAUCUCCGUCUCUCCUGAUCUUACGGUUGCCGAAUUUAAGAGAAAUUUUGAGAUCGUGCAUUCGAGUUGUUAUCCCGGAAUAGGAAAUGUCAAAGUCGAUGGAUCGAUGGUUAAGCGGAAAUCUUUCUUUUAUCACUUGCCUGAAUCGAUGCCCAUAAAGCACGCUUUUCGGGGUUCCAAAAAAACGUGGUUUUUGUACACGGAAGUAUACCCUUUAAACAAGAAAGCUUCAUCAACCCCCCAAUCCGAAGCCGUUCAUGGCGAAAAUAGAACGAAGAAAAACUGCUCAAAGUCAAACCGAAAGAAAAGAACGAGAAAGGGUGUUCCAUCCUCGAAUCCUGUCAUGACGACGGAUCCGAGAUCCGUUCAUAUAUCCAAGAAAACAGUGACAAAUGCUUGUUCCAUUAUGGAACCAACGAGUGAACGACCGUCUGAAUCAACAUCUGUAUCAGUAUCAGUAUCAGGUAUCAUCAACAAAUACUUCUCUGUAUAUGAUGAGGUGACUUCGACCAAAUCAAAACCCCGAAUGUCGGAGUAUGCGCCAACGACGCCUUCGGUAACGACGAACGUUCGAGCCUCGAGGGGUCAAAGUAAAUCUAGUGGAGUUGGAAGAAGACUCAUUGUAGCUGCAAAUAAUCUUGGGGUAUCAACAAGUGACAAAAAACCAGUGGUUUCUCUUUGUAGAUUCAAAUGUGAAAAGUCAUCUUUAAUUGUAAGACAUCCAAUUUUUGAGAUUGGUGAAUGAUAAUUAAU
This is a messenger RNA of Cynara cardunculus var. scolymus (artichoke), 825 nucleotides long. RefSeq lists its product as uncharacterized. The record is from RefSeq and is a predicted model, not a curated record. Bases 5 to 817 code for a protein of 270 amino acids. Lineage: Eukaryota; Viridiplantae; Streptophyta; Magnoliopsida; Asterales; Asteraceae. The transcript is spliced from 3 exons.